GCUCGCGCUUUCCAGGGGGCAGUGUUCUAAGAGCCAGUCAAGGGCCGGGUUUGGGUUUAACUCUUUAGCGGAGAGCUCGCAGUGCGUGGGAAAGUUGUCGGUGGUGAAUGUGCCACGUCUGCUAGGAAGGGGGAGUCAUGAACUUGCCAGAGGCUGUUGUCUUUAAGUCUUCAACUACAUCCUUAACUCUAUGAGGUCGGGGGGCCCUUUUUGUGUUUUUGUAGCAACUUGUUUCCCGCCCUGGUAACAUGAGGCUUUUCUUGUGGAACGCGGUCCUGACGCUUUUAGUCACUUCUUUGAGUGGGGCUCUGAUCCCUGAACCAGAAGUGAAGAUUGAAGUGCUCCAGAAGCCGUUUAUCUGCCAUCGCAAGACCAAAGGAGGGGAUUUGAUGUUGGUCCACUAUGAAGGCUACUUAGAAAAGGACGGCUCCUUAUUUCACUCCACUCACAAACAUAACAAUGGUCAGCCUAUUUGGUUUACCCUGGGCAUCCUGGAGGCUCUCAAAGGUUGGGACCAGGGCUUGAAGGGAAUGUGUGUAGGAGAGAAGAGAAAGCUCAUCAUUCCUCCUGCCUUGGGCUAUGGCAAAGAAGGAAAAGGUAAAAUUCCUCCAGAGAGUACACUGAUAUUCAACAUCGAUCUCCUAGAGAUUCGAAAUGGACCAAGGUCCCAUGAAUCAUUCCAAGAAAUGGAUCUUAAUGAUGACUGGAAACUCUCUAAAGAUGAGGUUAAAGUGUAUUUAAAGAAGGAGUUUGAAAAGCAUGGUGCAGUGGUGAAUGAAAGUCAUCAUGAUGUUUUGGUGGAGGAUAUUUUUGAUAAAGAAGAUGAAGACAAAGAUGGAUUUAUAUCUGCCAGAGAAUUUACAUAUAAACAUGAUGAAUUAUAGACACACGGCUGCCCAUUUUAUAUAGCAUCCAUCCUUAAAAGAGAGGGUAACCAUCUUGAAAGAAAGUCUUAUUUGUUAACUAUGUUCUGUUCAUGCUUUGGUUUUUAUUUUUAUAUAUUUUUCUGAAUAUUAUUAGAAGAACCCCUUAGGGCUUCUAAGCACCCAUUUCUUUCUGGUAGGUUAUUAGGAAGAAAAAAUUGAUUUGUCUUUGAAUAGAAGACUUCUGGACCAUUUUCCACUUUUACAUAUGAAGCCUUAUGUUUUACCUGCUUACCUGUAAUUUUAAAAUAUUGCCACUGGGUGCACGCCCAACAUAAGAUGAGGUUAUAGCACAAAUCAGCACCCUCUGUUUCUUCUUCCCUCUGUUUUCUCCAAGUUAGAUGCUGAUAUUUGAAAAGCCUUUUGCAAUAGCCCAAGGCUUAUUAUUUUCAUGUUGUAAUGAAACAAGUGUGUCUGUAAGUGCCUUUGAGUCUCUGCUUGAGGAAAAGGGGAAAAUGGUUGUUGAGCUCUAUGUUUAAGAGUUACUGCUUUACUGAGGAGAUGUGCAAAGCUGCAAUGAGUAAAGUUCAUAAUUUAUAAAUAUGUUUACAUUGAAAUAUUCUGCCUGGGAUUUAAGCUACAUAAGGUUAAGUUCCUAGUGAUGAAUGACCUAUUGUGAUUAAUAGAACAAAUUAUUUAUGUGUUUAUUUCUUCCUAAUAAAAUGUGUCAAAGUAUUGUAGAGGAGGUAAAGAGUUGUAUUGAGUCAAUGUUUACUUUUUAAGGCUGGAAGAUCACCCUUCCUGGUUCUUUAAUUAACAAAGACUAUAACUAAUGUAUUAUACUAUAGUAACAUUGUCUUAUAAGAGAGAUGAGUAAUACAAUAAAAAUUUUCCUAUUUCUGACUCAUCAAAAAAAUGAGGCAGACCCACAGCAGCUACUACUGAAUACAGGUCUAUCCUGGAUCAAAAAGUUGAUGAUUUUAUAAUUUUAUCUUAAAUUGGAAUUUUUCCUUAAUACUUUAAAAAAGUGCCCAAAUCUCCAUUUGCUAAGAAGAAUCCUUUAUAAGUUUACAAAGUGAUCUCAAGUGCAUCAUUGUCUGAUUCUCAUUAGUCUGAAGCCUAUGGAAAAAAGAGGAUAGAUCUUAAUGUACCUAUUUUAUAGAUGAGGGAAUUGUCAUUAAGAGAGACUGACUGUUGUGCCCAAGGUCAACAACUAACUUAUAGAACCAGAUUUCUGUCCCCAAGUUAAGUAUGUUUCUACUGCCCUCUACUUUUGAAAAAGUAAAAAUUUUCUUUGAAUUCAUUGGACCUAAUUCCCUCUUCAGUUUGCUCUCCUAGCAGUCAACUCUGUUUUUUGUCUCUGGGUCCUUAUCCUUUGAAGAUAGUUAACUGGCUGUUUAUGGUGCUUUUGAAUUCCCAUGAUCCAGAAAUGGCUCUGGUUUCAUUGAAUAAUCUUGGGGUGAACACUGAAUUGCCUCAAAAAACCUAGGGGUGAGAGGGUCCAGGUGUGUGUCUUAGUCCUUUCAUUCCUGUUUACCUCUAGGUUUUUGUUGUUUUUUUUAAUACUUAUGAACAAUUACUACAUCGUAUAUAGACUACUUUCACCAACUAUAUAUUGACAUUUUCGUCACUAAAACAUAAAGUUCUUGAGAAGAACAUAAAUAACACCUUUGUCUGAUGAAAUCACCUAUAUUUAGAAAAGUCUUAAGUUGUCACUGCUGUUUUCCUCAACCUGGAGGUGUUAUAAGCCACAAUACAGAAAGCUUUGGUCUGUAUUAUUGGGAGAAAGAAAGUAGCUUGUCCUGGGGUGCUAUUUUGUAUAAACAUUACUGAUGAUGCUGUCUGUGGUAGAGCAAGUAAAGUAAAAAGAAUUUUGGUUAUUCAGAUAGCAUGUUUCUUUAUCUUGUGUGAAUUUGGAUCAAUUCCCCCCUAAAUAGUUAGACACAAGUAUGAAAUGACAAUAUAUAAAUAGGUUAUGGUUGUUUUUAUGUUACCUGCCUUUUUAGUUUAGCUGCAUCUCUGCACCUUUUCAUUCGUAAGAAUAAUCAGACAUGAACUGUGACUUCACUUGUAUAUAAUUUGACUCAGUAAUACUGCUAAGAUGUGUCAUAUUUAAAUUUAUACAACUCUGUUGUGGUAUUCUUUUCAAAAUAAAGUUUAUU
Messenger RNA from Globicephala melas (long-finned pilot whale), 3025 nucleotides. RefSeq names its product FKBP prolyl isomerase 14 (gene FKBP14). The record is from RefSeq and is a predicted model, not a curated record. Gene Ontology annotation, molecular function: calcium ion binding; peptidyl-prolyl cis-trans isomerase activity. NCBI's taxonomy places the organism in Eukaryota, Metazoa, Chordata, Mammalia, Artiodactyla, Delphinidae.